Molecule: messenger RNA, 1003 nt
Organism: Scheffersomyces coipomensis
Lineage: Eukaryota; Fungi; Ascomycota; Pichiomycetes; Serinales; Debaryomycetaceae
Exons: 1
Coding region: 350-757 (135 amino acids)
Biological process (GO): Rho protein signal transduction
Cellular component (GO): cytosol; cytoplasm; membrane
Molecular function (GO): protein binding; Rho GDP-dissociation inhibitor activity
Source: RefSeq, a predicted model, not a curated record
UCAUCCUCGUCAAGACUUUUUUUUUUCAUGUGAAUUGAAUUACAAAUUUUGCGUUGCUCUUUUGUGGUUGUUUGUGAAUGAGAAAAUCUCUUAGGCGUAUUGCCCCACACUAUCAUAACUUCAUUUACCGAGGUUGUAAGCUGGAAUAUAAAAUGAUCAUUAUAUCCUUUCAAUAACCCAACAAUUGUAAAAAUAGGUUACUACUAAUUGCAUUGAAAAUUGAGUUUAGUAUUACUAGGUUUAAAAAUAGUGAUCUAAAAAAACUUAAACGAAAUCUACUCCGUCUCCGUCGUCGCAACCCUACCUAAAGUAAAAGUAUAACGCAACCCUCAAAAAAAAGGAUCUCACUAUGCCAAACGUUGCACACCCAGAUUUACAAAUCAUUAAAUUCGUCGUUAAUGUCGAUGGUCAAGAACCAUCUGAAGUCCAAGUUGAAGGGGCUGAAGAUAUAAUCUUCAAUAUUCCUGAAAGUUCGAAAUAUUAUACUACUAUUCAUUUUAAAGUUAAGAACAGAGAAUUGAAAAAUGUUAAAUAUAAACAAGUGGUAAGGAAAGCAGGUUUGGUUAUCAAACAAAGAGAAUUAGACCUUGGUCCUGAAUUCCAACCAUCUGAUGAAGUCUAUACUACUGAUUUCCCAGAAGAUACUACUCCAGGUGGAUUUUUCAUUAGAGGUACUUAUCCAUCUACUUCAACUUAUUAUGCUGAUGAUGAAGAAUUAUUCACUAGUGAUUGGACUUUAACCAUCACUAAGAAGUAAGUUGGAACAGUUGUAUUAGUUUAACGACAGACUUCUAUUUUUAUUUAUUUAUCAUAAAUUUAAGUUUUUUUAAAGUAAUUCCAAUUGUAGCAAAAUGUAAUCAUUAAAAGGUUGCAAAUUAAAAAUGAUAGCGGUGUAACCUAGAGAAUGGUUCGGUACACUUUUCCCUCCUUCCCUGCGACUUACCGACUGAAGUUCUCCCUAAAGGAUCGAGUGCGGCUCAGUUAUAAUGUUACGUGUAACCCC